AUGUCCCUGGCACGCAUCAAGCGCUUCCCCAACAUAGCGUUGCGAAAUCUCGUAUUUCUCUUCCAAAGACCUGCAAAAACUCAAGCCGAGGAUGAGAACGGCGACGCCCCCCUCAAAGCACGCAACCCGAUCACUAUUCUGGCAUCGUUGACGUUGCAGCAAUGGGGCUUCUACACAGUCGCUUGGGGAGGUUGGAUCUUCGAUUCCGUCAGUUCAGUGUCGUUGUGCAGCAGCCGAUACACGGUGGUAGGAUGAUGGGAGAGGAUUUUUGCAACUUCAUAAAGUCGGGCUUGAGCACUGAAAUAGCCUUCUUAUGCGCUCAGUAUGACUUCAAUGUUCUCGCGAUACAAACCACCAAACUGUCAAGAUAUUAUCAUGUAUGUCACGUCUUGGAGAUGACUCGUCAGCGCGUCAAGAACUCUGACUUUACCAAGGUCCAAUUGCAGGUGGACAAGACCCGCAUCGCAGACGCAAUCACUUUCACAUUACUGUUCAGGCUCAUCGGCGCCCUGAUCUUUGGUGAGCGCUUAUUUUUGAAACGGCAGCAUGCUGCUGCUGUAUUUGGGGCUGAAACCAAAGCUCAAUUGGGUCUUGCGUGUCGUCUAGGCAUAGUCGGCGACUAUUACGGGCGGAAAUGGCCAUUCGUGAGACCUACUCGACAGUAGGACGUUUCCUUUGACUAUCCGCUCACUCGCCAAACGCGCCGCUCACAGGCCAUCAACAUGUGGCUCUUGGGCGUCUUGCAAGUGAGCAAUUUUCUGAUUCGAUCCGACGGCAUCAAGCAUCCGCUGAUGAUGGAGCUCGACAGAUCGCGACGGUCUACACGGAAUCUUAUGGGACCUUUGUAGCAGUGCGAAGCUUGUUUGGCGUGGCUAUGUGAGGGCCGCAAAUGUCUACAUAAGCACAAGAGCGCGGCAGCUACACACUGACCAUCCUCGGCGGAUCUUGCAGGGGCGGUGUCUUUGGCGGAGCUUGCGCUAUGGCGCUGGAGAACAUGCCAGUCGAAGCUAGAGGCUUACUAGGUGGUGUCUUUCAAGAGGGCUAUUCGGUCGGGUGCGUCUGCUCAGAGUCUCGUGAGGCUGAAAUGGACGACAGACGCGUCUAUGACUUACAACAAAAAAUUCAUCUUCAUGCAAUUGCACGGCCAAGAUACAUCGUUGCCGCUGUGGGAAAUCUGAUCGUGGGAGGGGCAACAAACUCUUGGAAGUCGCUCUUUUGGUUCGGUAAGUUGGACUUGACACAUUGGCUCUUCAAUGCCAUGCCGAGUGAUUGUCUCACUCUAUCUAUGCUCUCGCGCCGGUCCAGGUGCGGGUGGAUCGUUCCUGUUUGGCACACUUCGCCUAGCAUUGCCCGAGUCGCGACAAUUUCUCGAAGCCAAGUCGGCUGGAAGAGGAGGCCAAUCGACGCGCAACUUUGGGAAAGACACGGUGGCCAUGCUCAAGGUACAUUGGCCCGUCGCUAUUUACUGCGGUGUGAGGAGCGCGAGUUUCCAUUUCGCGAGACAGCAUCGUAUCAUGCUCUGAAGUGAUGUCUCACGACUUCGUACAGAUCUUUAUGACCAUUGUCAAUUUUUGGGGCCACACGUGUGCAGACUCGUAUACCGCAAGUAUAGUUCCGGACUUGUCUGGCCCAGCACUGAGCUCUCUGAGUGCUGAUCCCCUCUUUUUGUUCGCAAUAGACUUUCAUGCUCACAGGAAAACAGCUCAAGAAUGGGCCUGCGUCGCGUGCGUCAAUCUGGAUGAAGACUGGAGCCGUCUUUGGCGGAACAGUGAUGGGUUACUGCUCGCAAUGGCUGGGUAGAAGGCGCGCCAUCGUGCUCUCGGCUCUGAUAUCCGGCUUGAUGAUUCCUGCUUGGAUCCUGCCCAACACCUUGGCAGGACUCGUCGCCGGCGGGUUCUUUCUUCAAUUUGUGAGACCGUCAAUCUUUGAAUAGCAGCGGAAGCUCUUUCGGCGGGAAAGGAAUCAGGAAAAGUUUCUAAAGUCUUCCGCUUUGCCUCAUAUGAAUCCAACCAGUUUCUCGGUGGCGCAGUCGGCAUCGUGCCUGCCCAUCUUCAAGAGCUAUCACCUCCUCAAUUUCGCGCCGUCUUUGUGGUGAGUCAUCGUGCCAGUCAUAUCCGCAAGAGUGACGCUCGGGAGCGAACUAAGGGUAACAUUCUCUCUAUUGUGCCGCAUGUCUCAGGGCAUGGCGUAUCAGCUGGGUAAUGCCAUCGUCAGUCUUUCGUACAUCCAGACAAUUCACCAUAGAGCAUAACCUGACGCUGUUGUGCCAUUCACUUUAGGCUUCGCCCGCCACCCAGAUCGUCAACGAUUUGGCCGAGCACCACUUCAAGAGUACGGGCCCGGAUGGGCGCUCAGUAGACGGGUGAGUUCCAGCGCAUCCGUCAAUGCUUCAGCUUCGAAUCGAAUCGAAUCGAAUCGAAUCGCAGGCGCACAACAUCUUCCCGUCCAUCUGGUCCCCCAUCAUCCUCAUCCAUUCUCUCCUCUUUCUACCUUGCAAUCCUGCAACUCGUUGCCGCGCAGCUAUGGUCCAGUAAUGGGCGUAGCUACGGCAAUCUUCGCAAGUCUGAUGGUCCUAUGGACCUCGAUCGGUCCCGAAAACACCGGUUCGCACUUUGAGCGUGCAAGGGUUGCAGGAGCCGUUGGCGUGUCGGAGGAGCUCCCUUCUUACAAAAGCGACCCGGCGCACCCGCCCAAAGUAGAGGCGCAACCUAUGGACAUUCUAAGUCCUGUACAGCCAGCUGCUCAGGAUGACUCCGAAGGCUCAAGUCGAGAGUGA
Molecule: messenger RNA, 2776 nt
Organism: Ceraceosorus bombacis
Lineage: Eukaryota; Fungi; Basidiomycota; Exobasidiomycetes; Ceraceosorales; Ceraceosoraceae
Source: the annotation of a GenBank genome assembly